This is a messenger RNA of Nannizzia gypsea CBS 118893, 3168 nucleotides long. RefSeq lists its product as hypothetical. The record is from RefSeq and is a predicted model, not a curated record. Gene Ontology annotation, biological process: DNA replication; DNA repair. Lineage: Eukaryota; Fungi; Ascomycota; Eurotiomycetes; Onygenales; Arthrodermataceae. The transcript is spliced from 5 exons. Gene Ontology annotation, cellular component: nucleus; DNA replication factor C complex. Gene Ontology annotation, molecular function: DNA clamp loader activity; ATP hydrolysis activity; DNA binding. The coding region runs from base 1 to 3168 and encodes 1055 amino acids.
AUGGCGCCGGAUAUCAGGAACUUUUUUGGGCCGAAGGGAGGCCAGGCUGCAGCGCCAAAGCCAGCUAAGCCAGCUACUAAGGCAUCAGAGGAUAAGUCGAAUCCUCGAAAAAGAAGAAGUAGGAAAGUCAUCGAGGAUAGCGAUGAAGACGAGGAACCCGUUAAAGCACCCCCAAAACCACAGCCCAAGAAGAAGCAAAAACCUGAAGAACCAAAGGCCGAGCCUACCACUACAUCUGAGUACUUUAGCUUGAGCAAAAAGAGCCGCAAGCCAAGCGCAGCUCCAGAUAAUAAGCAACCCAAUUCAAAUGGUCAGGAGAAGAAGACCCUAGCCACUCGUGAGAGCCCACGGAAAUCCACUAGGAGCGCACCCUCCAUUGAAAUUCAUCCGCCGCCACCUUCAAAAGAAAUAAAGAAGCUUCAAAAAGCUGAACGGAUAAUUGAUACCGAGGAUCACCUUGGAGGAGACGACAUUUUUGCUUCGGAAUUUCAGAAGUCCGGAAAGGGCGAUGAUGACUACCAAGAAGAAGACGAAUCGGAUGGUUUUGAUGACAUAGUUGUAAAACCUCCAACUGCGUCAGAGAUACCUAAAAAGGAUACAGCUCCAAAAGCAGAAAGAAGAGUGCAGAAGCGAAAAUCAGCUGUGUUGAGCGAAGAUGAAGACGAGAGCGAGGAUGACGGUGGAAAAAAGAAGAAGGCAACCAAGGCCCGCGCUCCUAAAACCACAUCUAAAUCCACACCUAAAAAACCUAGGGCGGCUAAGACCGACCAACCGGAAAGCAAAGAGAUACAAGAUAUACUCAAUAGUAUCCCUGAAGUCAAGGCCCCAUCACCACCUACUGCGACGAAGAAGUUUAACUUCGUUGCGGCUGCUCAACGCGCCCAGUCCAACGGUACCAUUGACGAUGCAGACCUGCCUGUUGGAGAGCCGAACUGUCUUGCCGGGCUCUCUUUCGUUUUUACUGGCGUUCUCGAUUCUCUUGGUCGGGAGCAGGGACAGAAUCUCGUGAAAAAAUUCGGGGGCAAAAGCAUGUCAGCUCCAAGUUCAAAAACGAGCUAUGUGGUACUGGGUAAUGAUGCUGGUCCAAAGAAAUUGGAAACCAUUCAGAAAUAUAAACUCAAGACAAUCAACGAAGAGGGUCUGUUUGAACUGAUUAGGAAGCUCCCUGCAAACGGAGGUGACGGAAAGGCUGCCCUGCAAUAUGCCGAAAAGAAGAAGGCCGAGGAACAAAAGAUCAAAGAGAUGGCUGCGGAGAUUGAUCGGGAAGAAAAGAAGCGUGCGGCGGCGUCUAAGGCCUCAGCUCCCUCCGUUUCUAACGCAGGAACCAAGGCGAAGAGUACCAGUGAUAAAGGUGAGGCAGUUGAUGAUCGGCUUUGGACUACAAAAUAUGCACCCACAUCUCUUAGCAUGAUUUGUGGAAACAAGGGCACUGUUGAAAAGCUGCAAACCUGGUUGCGUAACUGGCACGCAAAUGCGAGAGCCAACUUCAAGAAACCCGGCAAAGAUGGUUCAGGAACCUACCGCACUGUCAUGAUACAUGGCCCACCGGGAAUUGGAAAGACAACCGCUGCGCAUCUGGUUGCAAAGCUUGAGAAUUUUGAUAUUGUGGAAACAAAUGCCAGUGAUACCCGAAGCAAGAAGCUGCUCGAGACCACCUUACGUGGAGUUCUUGAUACCACCUCUCUUCAAGGGUACUUCUCUGGCGAGGGUAAGAAAGUUGAGCCUGGGAAGAAGAAUCUGGUAUUGAUCAUGGAUGAAGUUGACGGAAUGUCUGCCGGUGACCGUGGUGGUGUUGGUGCUGUGGCCGCCAUUGCAAAGAAAACUAGGAUUCCCAUUAUCCUUAUUUGCAAUGAGAGAAGGCUUCCGAAAAUGAAACCUUUUGAUCAUGUCACAUUCGAGUUACCGUUUAGGAGACCAACGGCCGAGCAAAUCCGUGCUCGCUUGUUUACCAUAUGCUACCGUGAAGGCAUAAAGAUAUCACCUCAAGUUCUCGAUGGCCUCAUCGAAGGCACUCAUGCUGAUAUCCGCCAAGUAAUAAACAUGUUGUCAACAAUAAAACUUAGUACCAACAACCUUGACUACGAUCAAGGCAAAGAAAUGUCAAAGGCCUGGGAGAAGCAUGUUAUCCUCAAGCCUUGGGAUAUUGUUGGGAAGAUCCUCAGUGCGCAGAUGUUUGCACCCAGCUCAAAGGCGACGCUCAACGAUAAGGUUGAACUUUAUUUCAACGACCACGAGUUCAGUUAUCUGAUGUUACAGGAGAACUACCUGAAAACAAACCCAAUGGCCGCCAACUCCUAUAGCGGCAAGGAGAGGCAGUACAAGCUUCUUGAGUUGGCCGAUAAGGCUGCAGAGAGUAUCAGUGACGGUGAUUUGGUGGAUAGAAUGAUCCAUGGCUCACAACAGCAAUGGAGCCUCAUGCCAACACAUGCCGCCUUCAGUUUUGUGAGGCCAGCCAGUUUCAUGGCUGGAAACAUGACUGAUAGAGUCGGGUUUACUAGCUGGCUGGGAAAUAACAGUAAACAAGGUAAAAUGGCUAGGCAAGUCAAGGAGAUUCAGGGCCAUAUGCGACUUCGUGCAUCUGGUGACAGACACGACGUUCGGCAACAGUACAUGCCCGUAAUCUGGAACAAGACGGUCCGAAGAAUGGAGGUUGACGGCAAGGAUGCCGUUGACGACGUUAUUGACUUUAUGGACAGCUACUUCUUAACCAAAGAUGAUUAUGACUCUAUCACUGAGCUGGGCCUCGGCCCCAUGAAUGAAAAGAACAUCAACAUACACUCUCAAACGAAGGCUACCUUCACACGCCUAUAUAAUCAACGCUCGCACCCUCUGCCCUUCAUGAAGGCAUCUAGUGUUGUGUCAUCCAAGAAACUCCCCAAGGAGAAACCAGACUUGGAGGACGCUAUCGAUGAAUCUGACGAUGCUGAGGAGAUACUUGGAGAGGAAGAAGUUAAGGAAGAAGAAAGUGACUUGGACUUGAAGAAGGAUAAGUAUGUCAAGGCCGCAAAGACCAAGAAGGCUGGGGGUGCCACGAAGAAAGCCGGUACAACAAAAGCAAAACCUAGGAAGAAGAAGGUGAUAGAUGAAGAUGACGAAGAUGUCGAGGAGUCUGAGGAUGAGGCUCCUAAGAAGCGAGGCCGGAAGCCAAGGGCCAAAGGCAAAGCCUAA